AAAGUCCCACACGUCACGUUCCUCAUUUUUAUUUGAACAAAAGAAAAAGCUGUGAACAAUAUGGCAGUUUUGCUAUGGCUAUUUCUAUAUGCUCUAUCCAAUUAUUCACUUCAAGUCACACACUACCAUUACUCCCUUCUUCUUCUCGCUCUGUUUUCGUGAGAAAACGUUUCUCUUGUUCAUCCUCAAAAUACAUGGAACAGCAGAAUGAAAAUCAGUCAAAAUUCAAGGAAUUUCCUUAUGUGUCUGUCCCACAUAGGGAGUUAAUGGUGGAACUUGUAUCGACUGUGGAGAAUCGGCUUGGAACAUCUCUUCUUCCUUGUAAUCUGCCUUGUAAUGUUCAGUACUUUGAGAAUCAGACUGCUACUGCCCAUGCUUCUCUCUAUGUCAGAUCUGGCCACUCCUCUUCCCAGGUUGAUUUCAUACUCGGUAGUUGGGUUCACUGCAACUUGCCCACGGGUGGAGCCUUGAAUAUUACAAGCCUCUCCGCCUAUUUGAGACCUUCAACUGAUGCACCAAACUUCUUAAUCGAAGUCAUCCGCAGCAGUCCAACAUCUCUCAUCCUCAUUCUUGAUCUACCUCCACGAAAGGACCUCGUCCAAUAUCCUGAUUACCUUAAGACAUUUUACGAGGAAACGCAAUUAGGCAAUCAGAGACAACUUCUCGAGAAGCUACCAGAGGUGAAGCCUUAUUUCUCGUCGUCUCUAUAUAUUCGAGCUCUUGUCUCUCCAUCAGCUAUCUUGGUUUCUAUAGAAACCGAAGCUUCUCAGGCUGUUCGAAUCGAUGAGAUUAUUAAGGAUCACAUAAGUCCUGUUGCUAAGGUAAUGUUGGAGACAUGGUUGGAUCUUUGUGCUUGUGCUGAGAAAAAAUUGACAGAGGAUGAAAGUACAGCUUUGGCAAAGAGGGAUAAAAUAAUUAAGAAUAAGACUAUUGAGAUAGAUCUUGAAUCAAGCUUCCCUAGGCUUUUUGGUCAAGAAGUAGCAAACAAGGUUUUAGGAGUACUAAGGGAAAUCUACAAUGCUUGAAUCUCUUAAUUAUGCAGCUGUUGAUUAAUACUGAAAGGUAAUUAUUGUAUGUAAUCUUGUUAAUUCUUCAACUAUUAGAAAAGGCAAAUUGGGAGUAAUUAUAAAAGUUGCAUUCUUCUGCUCCUCCCUAGAUUGUUUUU
Molecule: messenger RNA, 1165 nt
Organism: Nicotiana tabacum (common tobacco)
Lineage: Eukaryota; Viridiplantae; Streptophyta; Magnoliopsida; Solanales; Solanaceae
Product: red chlorophyll catabolite reductase, chloroplastic
Biological process (GO): chlorophyll catabolic process
Cellular component (GO): chloroplast
Molecular function (GO): red chlorophyll catabolite reductase activity
Source: RefSeq, a predicted model, not a curated record